Messenger RNA from Achroia grisella, 1540 nucleotides. It is a transcript of the gene nrv3, whose product is annotated as sodium/potassium-transporting ATPase subunit beta-2-like. Gene Ontology annotation, biological process: sodium ion export across plasma membrane; intracellular sodium ion homeostasis; intracellular potassium ion homeostasis. The transcript has 7 exons. Gene Ontology annotation, molecular function: ATPase activator activity. Lineage: Eukaryota; Metazoa; Arthropoda; Insecta; Lepidoptera; Pyralidae. Bases 37 to 1008 code for a protein of 323 amino acids. Gene Ontology annotation, cellular component: sodium:potassium-exchanging ATPase complex. The record is from RefSeq and is a predicted model, not a curated record.
UCGAUUCCCAUCCGCAGUCCGGCUUGGCGUUUCAUCAUGGCUGACAAGACGAAAGUUGCUGAACAGUACUACGCUCCGCCACCGGACCUAGGGAAAUGGGAGGCCUUCAGAAUAUUCCUGUACAACUCCGAGACCGGCCAGGUCCUUGGCCGCACGGGAUCCAGUUGGGCUAAAAUCUUGCUAUUCUACCUAAUCUUCUAUGCGGCUCUGGUGGGCUUCUUCGCGGCCAUGCUGGCCAUCUUCUACCAGACCCUGGAUUCGAAGAUGCCCAAGUGGCAACUCGAUGGCUCCAUCAUAGGAAGUAAUCCAGGUUUGGGCUUUAGACCCAUGCCGGACUCUGCUAACGUGGAGAGUACCCUCAUCUACUACAAGGCCAAUGAUAAGGGCUCCGUGCUCAAAUGGGCCAAGGUGAUCGACGAGUUCCUUGAACAGUAUCGCAAGAAGGGAAGUGGCAGCGGAGAAGCUAGCGGCGCUGAGAACCGAGUACCAUGCUCUCCAACAUCGGGCGCCACUGGUGAGAAGCAAGUGUGCGAUGUGCCAAUAGACGAGUUCCAUCCCUGCACUGCUGCUAAUCAGUACAACUACGAGGCAGCCGGCCCCUGUGUCUUCUUGAAGCUGAAUAAGAUCUUCAAUUGGCAGCCUAAACCAUACAAUACCACUGAAGAUCUCCCCGGUAACAUGCCUGAAGAUUUGAAAUCGCACAUCAAGAUGGCGUCGGGCAAGCCAGAAGCAAAUACGGUUUGGGUAUCAUGCGAGGGUGAGAAUCCAGCAGACGUUGAGAACAUCGGCCCAGUGCAGUACAUCCCGCGACGGGGCUUCCCCUCUUACUAUUACCCCUUCACCAACAAGGAGGGGUAUCUGAGUCCUCUGGUUGCUGUGCUCUUCGAGAAGCCCAGGACGGGUGUGCUCAUCAACAUCGAGUGCAAGGCGUGGGCGAAGAAUAUAUUCUACGACCGCUAUGAGCGGCGUGGCUCGGUGCACUUCGAGCUGAUGGUAGACCGCUCCUAAAUUCCCCAUAGUCAGACCAUUUUAGCCAACUGCCUGCCGUGCCCGACAUCCUGCGAAGCUCACACGUAAUUGAACAUGGAAUCUUUGGCCAGAAACGAUGUAGGUCUUUGUGUGAAUGGUCCAAUAUAGCUGGAUUAGGUCUAAUUUAAAAAUACUGUAUCUAUUUAGAGGAAGAGUUAGCGCAGCUGUUAAAAUAUUUGUUAGAUCUUAAGAAUGUUGAUCUCGUUAAUUGCUUAGUGCCAAACAUUCGGUGUUUUAUUACAUCCGGUCAGCCAGUUGGCGAAGGAGUGGUUGGUGAAGCCAAGGCGACUUGGCCACUGCCAAGGUUGUCGCAACCGAAGGCGAAAUGCCGCGGAUGCCAGGCGUUUAGCAAUAGCCACAUAGUCGGCGGUUAAUUUAUAUUCGUUUUAGAAUAAGCCAGAUGGCGCCACUAAGUUAAGUUUCGUUUCACGCUUCAAGUAAAGUUUUAAAUUAUUGAUAAUAUUUAUUAUGUAAUGUUUUCUGGACGAGAUGUCAAUAAACACGCAAUAGU